AUGAAUAGAGGAAGAGGAGGAUUCAGAGGAGGCCGUGGCGGCAGAUCAGGACCGCCAGUGCCGCAAGGACCCCCAGACAAGGUUUUCGAGAUGGGAGAGUUUGUUCACUCGUGCGAGGGAGACAUCGUCUGCAAAAGUAUUAAUGAGAAAGUGCCAUACUUCAACGCACCAAUUUUCUUGGAGAAUAAGACCCAGGUCGGUAAGGUGGAUGAGAUCUUGGGACCUUUGAACGAGGUGUUUUUCACCGUGAAACCAAGCGAAGGUGUCCAAGCCACUUCUUUCAAGGAGGGUGACAAAUUCUACAUUGGAGGUGAUAAACUGCUACCAUUGGAGAGAUUCCUUCCAAAGCCAAAGGCUGUGGGGCCAAAGCCACCAAGAAAGAAGGGUGGUCGUGGUGGCGCUGCUGGCGGCCGUGGAGGCUUCUCCAGAGGCGGUGGUUUCUCCAGAGGCGGAGGCCGUGGUGGAAGAGGUGGAUUCUCCAGAGGAGGUGGAGGAUUCUCAAGAGGAGGCGGCCGUGUAGGCCGUGGAGGCUUCUCCAGAGGAAGAGGAAGAGGAUUUUGA
This is a messenger RNA of Ogataea philodendri, 561 nucleotides long. RefSeq lists its product as uncharacterized. Lineage: Eukaryota; Fungi; Ascomycota; Pichiomycetes; Pichiales; Pichiaceae. The record is from RefSeq and is a predicted model, not a curated record. Gene Ontology annotation, biological process: snoRNA guided rRNA pseudouridine synthesis; ribosome biogenesis. Gene Ontology annotation, cellular component: box H/ACA snoRNP complex. The coding region runs from base 1 to 561 and encodes 186 amino acids. The transcript has a single exon. Gene Ontology annotation, molecular function: box H/ACA snoRNA binding.